ACAUUGACAAAUUCUCACCAAUCAUGUAGACCCGAACAGCAAUUUGCGGAACUCGCCAAGAUCGAGGGCCAUGUAGAGGAGGCCACUAUCGCAAGCGUCUACGAUCAGCUGAAACCUGUCGCUCCAGAGCUGCUCGUUGGCCAGUGGGAAGGAGGCAGUUUCGAUACUGGACAUCCCACGCAUUUGCAGCUUCGCAACUUCAAAUGGGCGGGUAAAGACUUCCGGUCCGUCGAUGAUGUAGAUCCAAUCAUGCGAUACGAAGAAGAUGGCAAACGAACGUGGUUUUCUGACUACGGCCACGCGCGGGUUCGAGAGGUUAAGUUCAGGGGUGUUGUGACUGCGGCAAUGGUUUAUGACAAGUUCCCCAUCAUUGACGCAUUCCGUUAUGUGGAUGAAAACACUGUGAUCGGUGCUAUGGACAACAAGGAACUUCAGCACUCUGGGACAUACUACUUUUACCUGAGAAGAAGAACCCAGAGCAAGGCCUAG
Molecule: messenger RNA, 489 nt
Organism: Colletotrichum paranaense
Lineage: Eukaryota; Fungi; Ascomycota; Sordariomycetes; Glomerellales; Glomerellaceae
Exons: 2
Source: RefSeq, a predicted model, not a curated record